AUGGCUAAAAAGAAAGUUGCUCCCCAAGCUAAAGACCACGUAGAAGAAGCCCCUCAAUCCCUAGACGGAAGCCAAAGCCACAAUAACCAAGCCAAACCAAUGCAUGACUCUGCAGAGAAGCUGCAGAGCCUCAAGGCCCUCAACUCUCUGCUUCUCAAGGAAACUUUUGAGCGGAGACAACAAGUCGAGUCCUUGGAACAAGCCAAGGAGACCUUGCAGGUCGAGUUGGCUCGGUCUGGGGAGGAAAGGAAUGUCCUGGAGACCGAGUUGACUCGGGCCAGUGAGGAGGGUUUUGGGUUGGAGUUGGAGAGGAGUGUGAUUUGUGCUUUUAUGGAGACCCAGAUUGGUGAAUUGGGCGCUGGGUUUUACGGGUUGGUGAGAGAGAAGGCAGAGAUUGAUGAAAUGAAGCUUGAAAGAGAGGCCGAGAUUGGAUUUUUGAAGAAAGAGGUCAAUGAGCUGAAAGCUAAUCUCGAAAAUGAGAGAGAUGGGCUGAGUCGGGUGUGCUUGGAGAGGGAUUUGCUUAAGACGGAGAUUGAUGACGUUGCUAAGGAGGCUAAUGGGUUGAGAGAAAAAGUAGUGGAGAUGGAGAGAAAAGAGAGGACAACUUUAGGUGAGAUUAAAAAACUGCAAAUGGAAUGUGAAGGGUUAUUGAAGGAAAAGUUGGAGAUGGAAAGUGUGGUCAAGGGCUUGAAGAGGGAAAAAGAAUCGGUUGAAUGGAAUUUGGACGAGUCGAUAAGGGUUAUCGAGAGGUUGAGGAGUGAUAUUGAGAGGGUUUUGAGGGAGAAGGGUGAGGUUGAGAGGGAGAGAAGUGUGCAAGAACUGAACAUUGGUGAAUUGGAGAAAAAAGUGAGGGAAUUGAAUGAGAUUGUUAUGAAUUUGAGGCAGUAUGAGGAAGUUUUGCGCUUGAAAGUUUUUGAGUUUGAAAAGAAAAUUGCUGAGGCUAUGGAUAAGGAAAAGGAGAUGAAUCUGGAGAUUAAUGUCUUGAUGGUCUUGGAUGCUACUACCAAGGAAUCAGAGAUUAGGCAGCACAGGAUUCAGGAACUGAUUCGAGAGAGAAAUGAGAUCGUGGAAUUGAAGCUGAAACGAGAAAGUGAGAUUGUUGAGCUGAACGAAGAGGAUGGCAGACAAAGGAAUGUUAUAUCUACAUUGCGAGAGUCCUGUAGACAUGAAGAAGAGAAGAACAAGCAAUUAAUGUCUGAAGUUACUCAAUAUAGGGAUGCUUUUGAUCGAGUUACGCUUGAGAGGGACGAGAUGCAGAAGGGUUUCUAUGAGGAGAACAAGAAAGUGAAAAAAAUGGAGGCUUUGGUUUCAGAGAAGGAAAGGGGGAUUCAAGAAGCCGUGGAAGAGCUGGGCCGGAUGAGGAGGGAAAACGAGAAUCUGAUGGAGAGAAAUAAGGCGAUGGAGAACACUCUGGAAGUUUUGGUGAAGGAAAAGGAUUUGGUACAGAAGAACCUUGUCGAGGCCCAACGAGGAAUUGAUGAAUUGAUGGCUAAAACGGAAUCGGCAGGCAUUAAUACAAAUCGGGUGUUGAGCAUGGUGAAGAACACUGCGGCAUCGGUGUGUCAGUCUCAAGAUGAUAUGGAUGGUAAGAAAGAAGUAGUUAUCAAUGAGCAGAAUAUAGAGGAAGAGAUUCAGGCAUAUGUGGUGGAGUUGGAUGCCAUCAAGAGUGCUUUCAGAAACAAGGAGAAGACAGUGGAGGAUAUGAGGAAACAGCUUGAGUUUCUACAGAACUCCGUGGUUGAGGAACAAAGGAAGAAGAGUUUCUGGACUGUUGUUUCUUCUGCAACAACAAUUUUUGCUGCAGCGUCCGUUGCUUACGUUGCUAGAGGUCGCUGA
Molecule: messenger RNA, 1836 nt
Organism: Carya illinoinensis
Lineage: Eukaryota; Viridiplantae; Streptophyta; Magnoliopsida; Fagales; Juglandaceae
Product: paramyosin-like
Exons: 2
Coding region: 1-1836 (611 amino acids)
Source: RefSeq, a predicted model, not a curated record